Kwoniella botswanensis is the source of this 1653-nucleotide messenger RNA. RefSeq lists its product as uncharacterized. Gene Ontology annotation, cellular component: endoplasmic reticulum membrane. The record is from RefSeq and is a predicted model, not a curated record. The transcript has 4 exons. Bases 1 to 1653 code for a protein of 550 amino acids. Lineage: Eukaryota; Fungi; Basidiomycota; Tremellomycetes; Tremellales; Cryptococcaceae. Gene Ontology annotation, biological process: dolichol-linked oligosaccharide biosynthetic process; glycolipid translocation.
AUGACUUCGCACCCAUCACCAAUCCCUCCCAAAUCAGAAGAGCUACCAUCAAGUGGACAUGUUACUACUUCCAAUCCACUGCGUACAGCCAGAUCCCUCGUCCUCCUUCAACUCCUCUCCCGACUCCUGACCUUUACUCUCAAUCAGGUAUUACUCCGAUUAGCUUCUCCAGCAGUAUUCGGUACAGCUGCUAUCCAGUUCGACCUGAUUUGCUCAACAAUCCUCUUCUUAUCCCGGGAGGGUAUUCGAAAUGCUCUCUUACGGACAAAAUCAAAACCACCCGGUGAUGUUGUUCAAAAAGAUGAAAGACAAGUCAAAACUUUAUCGAUGAUACCUUUCCAGCUGGGUUUAGUCAUUUCAGUGAUAGUAGGAUUGAUAUAUAUCCACAGCUCUGAUUCAACUACAACAUCCCAGUCAGAUUUUUACCCUUCUUUGGGGAUGUACAUCCUUGGUUCGUUGAUGGAACUUUCUAUAGAACCUGUAUACAUAGCGAUUCAUAGAUCAAACCCGCCAAGAUUGGGUGUGAGACUCAGAGCAGAAGGAGGUAUGGCAAUUCUCAGAUCAGUCGUAACUGUUAUAAGUCUGUUGGCACUAGGAGACAAGAAUGCUCUGCUCUCAUUUGCUCUGGGUCAAGUGGCCGGGGCAGGCUGGUUGGUAGUGAUUUAUCUGAAGGAAGUUAAGUGGGAUGUUAAGAGUCUGUUCUGGACGGGCAAAGUAGAAGACGAAGAUCGAUUCAACCCGCACACGGUGUCUUUGGCACUUGCAAAUACUGGACAAAGCUUUGUCAAGCACUUGCUUACAGAAGCUGAUAGGAUAGCAGUAGCUAGGAUAUGCCCUUUAGAUGGUCAAGGAGGUUAUGCGGUAGCUAUGAACUAUGGUUCGUUGAUCGCUCGGAUCAUUUUUCAACCGCUCGAAGAAUCCCUCUUACUGCACUACUCCUCUUCUUCACCAACUUCAUCUCAUACCAUAUCCCUCUACACCUUGACCAUCAGACUAUCGCUCUACCUCACAACCAUAAUCUUAUCAUUCGUUCAGCCAUUAUACCCGUCCUUAUCGGUCAUCCUCUUACCUAGACAAUAUCAAUCUACUAGCGCACCAUCGAUCUUACAUCUUUACCUGAUCAGUUAUAUCCCCCUCAUGAGUCUCAAUGGAAUCACAGAGACGUUCGUCACUUCUUCUGCCACUCCCAAACAAAUUAGAGAACAGUCAAAAUGGAUGAUAGCCAGUUCGUCAGUGUUCGCCUUGACUCUGUUUGGUAUGACCAGCACGGAUACCAGUACCAGUACCAUCUUCAACAAGUGGAGUUGGAACGUUGAACCGACAAGAGAGGAAUCAUUAAUCCUAGCAUCAUGUUCAGCUAUGUUAGUUAGAAUAGUGUUCUCACUCUUACAUGCCAAGAAGACAUUCUGGUCCAAAUUCGGAGUAAAGGAUGUACUGCCUGAUCUCAGAAUUAUUAUUUGGAACUGCUCGGUAUGGCUUCUGUUGGAUAAAUUGGCAAAGACUGGUAGUUGGAAAGUGAAUUGGAAAGGAUGGAUUGAAUUGAUUGGUGCAGGUGGGGUUUUGGGUCUGGUCACCUUGGGUUUUAUAUUUCUGGUCGAAAGAGGUAGAUUGCAUGAUCUCAGGAGUAGUAGUAAAGGUAAAAAGGUAGAGUAG